AUGAAAUGUCUAUUGCUCAGCAGAGAAGACGGGGGAGGGCCGCAUAUAGUCAGGCUUGGGACGCUGCAGGAGCGGUUGAACGCCAUCAAGUUGCUGCUAGCAGCCGGUUCCACCAUUGCCGAUUCCCGUGAUGAUUGGCUUGAUUUCGCGAACCUAUUACAAGCUCUUCUCAGAGUUGACGAUGUAUUCAUGGUCGACCUAACGCUCGAGGCACUUGCUCAUCGAAGACGGUAUCUGCAGAAGCUCGCACAAAUACAUCUCUCGGGCCAUUUCUGGCAUAGAAACGGCGUCAGACCCGACAGGGUUUUGGACGAGCAGGCGUUUGAAGUGGUGCAUGCACUUUCCAUGGCCGGGGUCAACAUUCCCCACGCUUGUACUACUCCUAAGGAGCAACAGACGAUAUGGCAUGGUGACUUGGCGCCAAUCGAUGUGGCCCUGGCACAGAAACUUUUUGAUGCCGGUUUUCGAAACGUCGAUGGACACGAUCGCCUAGGCCAUACUCCUUUGACAUCUUUCACGAAAUGGGCUGCUUUCGCCACGGACGAAGACAUGAAACUUGCUGAGUGGUUUUACAACCAUGGUGCUGACUUACUUUGCGAUUAUCCUCCUUGCAGCGGCAAUUGCACAAAUCAAGCUGAGCAUCAAAGACCACCGCAGCUGAAGGCAAUUCAUUCCUUGGCUUGUGUAUUGGGAGAACACUACAACCCUACAGAGCCCAUACAGCAUUCAGAUUUUCUGGCUACCAUCUUGAGCUCCAGCGUUACCGACGGGUGUGCCUGUGCUUGUUCCGAGCAAGGAUGUGUGCCCGGUGUAAAUUUUCUCGACCGAUAUACUCGAGGCAACUACUAUAAGAACUCAUUGUUCUGUCUGGCGUCUCGGCUGAUGUCCUCCUACAACACCGUUUUCAUGGCAUUGAUUAGGCUGUCGACCUUCGAAGCACUGGACUUGACACAUACCUGUUGUCGGCAUGGUUGCUCGUGGUUUCGGCGCCGAUGGUACAAGUCAUGUGCGUUCUCAACCCCUUCGGACGACGAAAUCCAAGAGAUCCAACAUGAGGAACGAGAAUUGAUAUCAUUGCAUGAAGGAUUGAUGGUGGAAUUCACUGAGCGUUGGCUAGUUUGCAAGAAGAGUCCUAGGUACUUCGCGGCAAAGGUAUGGGGGCCAAGAUUGCGGGAGAUCCGCCGAAAACGUGCUCAGUUGUCGGAUGACGAGAUUGCGGGUUUCAAAAGUGUGGGCGUCACGGUGGAGACGGACGGCACGGACAUCUUGCAAGGCGUGCAAAGCGCCGACGAACGGGAAUGGGAGUAUGAAUUCAGCAGCGAAGACCAUUCCGAUGACGAAGUCCAACUCGAUGUCGAACAUCAAGCCGGCGACGAGGACCAAGCCGACGACGAGGACCAAGCCGACGACGAGGACCAAGCCGACGACGAGGACCAAGCCGACGACGAGGACCAAGCCGCCGACGAGGACCAAGCCGACGACGCGGAUCAGCUAGAUGAUGAACAAGAAGGACAACAGGACGGAGAUUCAGAUUACAACGGCCAAACUAUCGAAGGCAUUGAUGAUAUCGAGGUUGCAGAGAUUCUGACAGAAGCGGCCCGCAUCAACGGCCUCGAGGACUACGAUGUUUGGUUCAAGAUGAUCGGCAGGCCGGACCCACGGCUGGCAUCAGAGCAUAUUUGA
Cladophialophora yegresii CBS 114405 is the source of this 1683-nucleotide messenger RNA. RefSeq lists its product as uncharacterized. Lineage: Eukaryota; Fungi; Ascomycota; Eurotiomycetes; Chaetothyriales; Herpotrichiellaceae. Bases 1 to 1683 code for a protein of 560 amino acids. The record is from RefSeq and is a predicted model, not a curated record. The transcript has a single exon.